Messenger RNA from Neodiprion virginianus, 1044 nucleotides. RefSeq lists its product as uncharacterized. The coding region runs from base 1 to 1044 and encodes 347 amino acids. The transcript is spliced from 2 exons. Gene Ontology annotation, molecular function: catalytic activity. Lineage: Eukaryota; Metazoa; Arthropoda; Insecta; Hymenoptera; Diprionidae. The record is from RefSeq and is a predicted model, not a curated record.
AUGCUACUACCACAGAUAGCAGACGAACACGACGCCGACAUUGUGAUCCUGUGCGAGCCGUACAGGGUGCAACAAACGCAGGAUUGGAUCACGUACGAGACCAAGACAGCGGCUAUCUGGGUGAGGGGCGCUGCCCGAACCCGGAUAACUGCUCGUGGCGUCGGGGACGACUACGUCUGGGCUAGGGUGGGCGCUGUCACUUACGUCAGCGUCUACCUGACCCCAAACUGCGCCGCGGCGGAGUUCCGGGCGAAGGUUGCGCUCCUUGAGGACGGACUCAGGGACCUGCCCGGGGACCUCGUGGUCGCGGGGGACCUCGACGCGAGGGCGGUCGAGUGGGGCAUGGCGGCAACGAACAGACGCGGACGGCUGCUGCUGGAGAUGGCCGCAAGGCUGGACCUAGUGGUGGCAAACAUGGGAGACGUACCAACGUACAGACAGCCGGGAUUUGGAGACUCCAUCCCGGACGUAACGAUGACGACGGACAGAACUCUGCCACGGAUAGGGCGGUGGCGGGUGCUCGAGGGCUACACGGCCAGCGACCCUCAGUACAUCGUCUUCGAAGUGGAGGAGGGACAGGGACGGCACGGACGAGGACCCAGCACCCCCCCGCGGUGGAACGUGGACAAACUCGACGUACUGAAGUUUUCGGCGGAGCUGGUGGCAGCGCCGGCCCCAAUUACGGACGUCCCCCCAGAGCUCUCUGGCCGGCAAAGGGCGGAAAGACUAGCAGACGAGACGGCCAAACUGACGACGCGGCUGUGCGACAGCACAAUGCCAAAACGACGAGACAGCAAGACGCGAUGCUGGAAGAAGCUCUGCGAGGAGGUGGAUUGCGACCCCUGGGGUGCCGGUUACAAGAUUGUGACCGGUAGGCUGGGGGCCCGGAUCCCGCCAGAACUCAAGGAUGCUGAAACCGCACGACUGAUCGUAGAUGGACUGUUCCCGACGCACCCGACGCGUACGGACGCGACAGACGACGACGAGACGGCGGCGCCCCCGUCUUCACCGCCGAGGAGCUCGUCGGAGCGACCAAAGCAAUGA